Molecule: messenger RNA, 1122 nt
Organism: Oryza sativa Japonica Group (Japanese rice)
Lineage: Eukaryota; Viridiplantae; Streptophyta; Magnoliopsida; Poales; Poaceae
Source: RefSeq, a predicted model, not a curated record
GUGCCCAUCUCUAUAAAUACGGCCUGCUAGCUUUGCUCUUGUAUCUGCACACAAGAACUAGCUGCAAAGUCCUCAAGGCGAACGGCCUCCAUCUUCUCCUUCCAGCUCCUCCCAUGGCGUCCCUCGUCGCCAUCGCCAUCGCCAUGGCUCUCAUGGUGGUUCAACCUGGCCGGCAGAUGACUGCCUUUGCUGCUCGGACGUCGCCGGCGGCGGCGGCGGAGGCGUUCUGGCGUGCCGCCAUGCCCGGCGCUCCCAUGCCGGACGCCAUCGUCGAGCUCCUCCACCAUGAGCACGGCGUUGCUAGCGCCGGCGGCAAGGCCAACGGCGGCGGCGACGGUCCACCGCCGCCGAUGAACUUCAACUACGACGACUACAGGGCCCUGCCUCGGAGCGACGCCCCUUCCCCGGAUGCAUUGAACCGCGUCGCCGCCGUACAGAACGCCGACGAGAACGGCGUGUCCUCGCCGCCGCCGCCGCCGCCGACGGUGUUCUUCCUCGAGGACGCCGUGCGCGUCGGCGAGAGCCUGCCCCUACCGCGACCGGCGGCCGACGCAACCGCCGCCGGCGCAGCGGCGGCCACGGCGUUGCCGCCGCUGCGGCUGUACACCGUCCGGUCGGUGAGGGCAAUCGAGGGGUCCAGCUUCGUCGUGUGCCGCGGCGAGACCACGGCGGGCGCCGGCGUGUACGGGUGCCGCGAUGCCGCCACCGGCCCGGCGAGGGCGUACGCGGUGGACGCGGCCGGCGGCGGCGGCGGGGACGCGGUGAUCGCCGCCGUCGUGUGCCACGCCGACACGUCCCGCUGGGACCCGGACCACGCCGCGUUCCGGCUGCUCGGCGUCAGGCCCGGCGGCGCCGCCGUCUGCCGCGCCGUCGCCGACGCGCACAUCCUCCCGACGAACAAGGAUUGAGUACUUCUCGCCAUGAUCGAGGACUCCUCGAUCGAUCUUAAUCUUAUUGCCAUGCAUAAUUAGUGUGUUAAUUACGUGCUUAAUUGUAUGUGUGAAGUGUGCAUUAGUCACAGUUUGUAAUGUAAUAAUGUUUCGCUUGUUCGACUGUAUGAUCUCGAGUUGGGUGAUAUAUACGUUGAUAAAAUAAAGGAAAAAGUUUGUGUUGGUUCAUAUG